CUGUGAACUGACGAUCAUUUGGUUUAACGCGGCCACGAUGACGAGCAGCGACUUCGACGUGGAGUUCUUCGAGCGGAAGCUCUACACGUUGAAGGACUCGCAGGAGUCGAUACAAGGACUCUCCGCAUGGUGUCUGGAGAGAAGACAGCAUCACAAGAAGAUCGUCGCCACUUGGCUGCAGGUUUUGAAGAAAGUAAAAGUGGAGCAUCGGCUGACGCUGUUCUACCUAGCGAACGAUGUCAUUCAGUACUCGAAGCGAAAGAACUUCGAAUUCGUGGAGUCGUGGGGCACCACUCUGCAACGCGCCACCACCAUGGUCCGCGACGAGAAGGUCAAGCAUCGCAUACUGAGAAUCUUCAAGAUCUGGGAUCAGCGCCAGAUCUACGACGAGGAGUUCCUCGCCGAUCUGUCCGGCUUGAUCUCGGCAGCGCCAAAAAAGAAGCUGGAGCCGCAACCAGCCGGGCCGCCCGAGGAGUUUCAGGCUGCCCUGCUCAUCUCGACGAUGAGGUCCUGCGCGACUCUGGAGCAAGCGACCGACGCCAGGCUACGAGAUCUACGGGAGAGCAACAUAGACAUAGAGUCUGCGGAAGAGUUGCGCGCGUCGCUGAAGGACAGACGACGCGUGGAGGAUGCGGAGAAGGAAAUAGACCUGGUCGCGAGGAACGUCGAGAACUAUGUCCGUGCAAUAGAGGCGGAACUUCGGGAGAGGAGACAAGUGCUCGAGUUGCUGGAGCAGGCCGAUCAGUUUUAUGAGACCCAACGCGGGGAGGUGAAAAUAGUGACGAAUGCUUAUCGGAAUUUCGGUAGUCGUGUGAAAAAUUUAAAGAAGAAGCUGGACGAGUUGUUACCGACGUUCGUCUCACCAAUACCGUCGCCCGACGUGAACGCGCCGUCGCCAAGUCCUGACAGCGAUAUAGAACUUCCAGGGGACGAAGCCCAAGUGACGAACAACCAGUCAGGACUGAUCGACGUGGCACCGCCGUCUCUCUACGGCUCGUAUCCUCACGAAUAUGAUGCUCUACCCGUACCAGCCCCCGAGAUGGUGCAGGGGAACGAAACGACGGAUUUUACCAAUAACUUUCCAUCCUUCAUGGGAGGAAACGUAGAUUUCAGUAACAUGAGAAACUUGUUCAAUGAAAGGUCUGCGACCCCUCCAGGGAUGUCUCAACAGUACAAUGAAUCUUUAGAAGCGAAACCGAUAGAAGUAAUCAACAUGAGACCGUCGAAGAACGAAAGUAGCAACCCAGAUUUUAAUAUAUCUAGUUUCCUGAAAACGGUCCUCCCGUCCUCCGACGAGACGCCGGAUGCAGGUGGCAUACCCGGGUUAGGCCUGGACGUUUCCGAGAACCGAGUGGAAUCGCCGCAACGGCCCAACUACAGGCAUUCACCUGCGUUGGGCCAGCUUCCCGUCACGCCCGUGAUCUCGAGGAUGGGCAACCAGGGUGGUUUAAAUAACUGUCAAAUGAGUCACAGUACCCCGUUACCGGUUCGCAAUCUGUCCGCCGAGUCGCAUACCCCGUCCCCGUACUCGAGUCAGAACAGUCAGAGUAACGUGACCGGGCCGUUCGACGGUUCCGCGACGGCGAACACGGUGAACCCGUUGCCUCCCCCGCCACUGCCGCCGCCGAUCUUCCUCGACGACGAGAACUGCUACAACAAGUUACCGCCGAAAUUUCCCACGUGGACGCCGCCGAACGAGGGCAUCAAGGAGUCGGCCAAGUGGGAAGAAAAGGCGGAUUUCGCUGUGUGUUUAGGGAAGAACAGCAUGAACCCUACGUGGCCCGGCGAGUGCGACGACAAAAACAAGGGCUCGUGGAUGGACGGCGACGGAGACAGGUGGGAUUCCAAUAACGACGCCACGUGGUCAAGCGGCAGAAAGAACGAGAUACUGUCCGAGACGCCCGAAUCACCGCCCGUCUACGAGAAAGCUGGCUUCGUCGAACCUGUGGAGUACAACGAACCGCAGCCGCAAGAAUCUCUGAAUGCCACAGGAGACGUAGAUCACAGAGUAAUCCCGAUUCCCAUGACUAUCGAGAAUCAGCUGUCGACGUAUCGACUGAUAAAGGCAGCAGCAGACGUGGAUCAUAGAAAUUUGAUUAGUCUGACUGGUAGCCCAGCGAACCACAACAGUCUUGGUGAUUUGUCGCUGUCUUCUUUAUCCAAUAAUAAUAACCUGUGGCCUACCGGCGAUCAGGAUUAUCGACGACACAUGCAACCUGGUGACAUUGUUGAAAGCGUCGACAUGGAGAUGUCGGACGACGAGACCGACAGCAAGCCGAAAGCUCGUGUUCUCGUCGAUUUGAGAUCCCAGGAUCGCGACAUGCGUAUCGGGCCGCCGUCGUCCUCGUCCCACCUCGACAUGGAUAUGCGUAUGAUUUCGCUGCCGAGCGGGCAAAUGCCACGCGGCGGCCAACUCGUGCAGGAUGUACACUUGAUGCGCCCGGGGCCGCCUCCGCCGCUGCCGCCGCAGUUCCAGCACCAGGGCCAGGGCGGUUUCCGGCAGGAGCAACCGGAAUUCUCGCAUCGUAACCAGCCGGUAGAUUUUCAUCCGAAUCAACCGAAUUUUCCGCAGAACAGGCCGCCGCCGAACUUCCUACCGUCGAACCAGCAGGACUUCCAUCCGAAUCAACAGGAGUUCCAUCAGCUGCAACAGCCUCAGGAUUUCCAUCAGUCGCAGCAAGACUUCGAGUAUCACGACAGGGAGCACAACAUGCGACCCAAGCAGGAUUUCUUGACGGAGUCACCGGGACGCGGCAGGUACUCGCAGUCUGCGGAUCACUCGCAUCCGCGCGACGGUGCGUCCUUCCAUAGGAACGAGCGCAGCAAUCGCGGCGGCAACCGCGGUUUCCCGAGGAAUCGCCGGGACAGGUACUCGGACGAUCACAACAUGAAGCAACGGAAUCUGGCCAACAGUCGCAAGCCAAGGUCGCAGGAUCAGCAGCAUCGCCAAUCGUCGCCGGAGGUUCUACCGAACAGCCGACCGUCGUUGUUGCAGCCGCCCGACACGGUCAUCAUCCUUGACGAGGAGGGCAUGCCGAUCGGCAUGCCGGAAUUCGAUCAGGACAACAACGCGCCGGUGACGGAACUGGGUCGUGACAAUUCCGACAAUUGUCCGAACGCCUCGAUGCCGCGCGCGCGCAGAGCAUCGCACGACACGCCGAGUGCCCACGACUCGGAGCGCAAUCAGCAGUCGCAGCAACAAAAGCAGCAGAGUCACUCGCACGGGCCCGCUCACGCCGAUCACGAUCGACGGGCGCCGUCGUCAGCCGAGUCGGAUGACCAGCCGUCGUCGACGCCGACGAAUCAAGUGACGGUUAUCCCGGUAACAGCGGACAGCGUCAGCGGCGAGCAGCAGCAAAACCAGUACGUUCCCAUUUCAGAGUACGAGGAGCACGUGGAGUCGACCGAGCAUUCGACCGGUGGUCUCGCGGAGAAGCCGAGCGCGCUGGACAGCGAGUCCGCGGCCGACGGUGGGCAGCAGGGGAGCUUCGCGGAGAACGAGCGGCUGAGUGAUCCGACGAGCCCCGCCACGUCGGGCAACGGACUGAAAAGGUCGAACGGCGACUUCGACGAACAGGGCCGCGAGGAAGAGAAUCCCGCGAAGAAGCGGGCCCUUUUGCCGAACGGGCCGCAGAUGCCGGGCGUCGACUCGACUCAGGUCGGCCCGAACGGUCCGUCGUACGUCACGGAGAUGCACCCAGCCACGCCGCCGAUCUACGAGUACGACGGGCCGAACUUCCGACCGCGCAUCGGCGCGCCCUUCCCACCCUGGCGGGGCGGGCCUCCUCUCCGCGCGGGCAGAGGCGGGUUCAGGGGCGGACCGUUGCCGCCGCGCGGCCCGUGGAUGGACAGAGGGCCGCCGCGCGGACCCGUGGCCAGCAGUUUCUCGUCGAGAGGGCUGAAACGCGGGGGCGGCCAGUUCCGGGGUGGUGGCGGCGGCUUCAGGGGCCGAGGACGGGGCGGUAGUUGGUAGACUGGUAGACGGAACGCGGAACCAUUGAAUCAUUUCGGCGAAUUUGCGGAUUGUCGUGAUUGGAGAUGUGUUACUUCACGCUUUGUAAAUAAAUGAAUCGUCGCGUUUUGAGAGGGACUCACACACACACACACACACACACACACACACACACACACACACACACAGAGACAACGGGAUCCCAACGAGAUCUUUUUUCAGAAGACUUCUUGCACUCUCUCUCAUGCGCGAUUGAUUUACCUAUAUAAAUAAACUAUAUAAAUAUAUACAUGUAUAAGUGCAUAUACGCAUACAUAUUACAUGUUUCAUUAAGUCUUGUAAAUGUUAUCGAAGCGACUUGCGUACCAUUUUCGAAUCCAGCCAUGAUUCGGAGCGCACGCUUCUAAGAAAGCGGAAACAUCGCUCGGAUAGUCGCUUCGAUAAUGUGUGUAUGCGACCGACCACACACACACACGCGCACACACCAUCGCCCUCAUAGAUUUUCAUGUAAGGAGAAUUUGUGUUGUUUGCGUAUGUGUUCGAGAGAGCACGUCUGUAACGAUAAAUUAGUCGCAAUCGAGUGUCAAGUCGUGGAUAAGACCCAUCCUGGCAUGCGUGGCGAGCGAGAUCGAGCGAAUCGCACACACGAUUGAUAGCGAUUAAUCUGUAGCGGUGAUUGAGACCGAUAUAAUUCCGCUGAAUUCAAAUUCUUGCGUAAUAAAUACGCAAAAAUGGAUCUUGUGUCAUGCUGCGGGAAUUCUUCGAUACUGCAUCAGUCUCGAUUCAGGUCUCGUCAAGCGUGCGCUUUCGUCUCGAUCGCCGUAAUCCAUCCCACGGGUGUUUUGUCAUUUCUCUCCCUUGAUCCAUCUAUAUCUGCAAGAACAAUCACUCGUUUUCCCUACGCGCUUUCUACGUUCUCGUUUGCUGAUUCGAUCGCGAUUCAUUAUGAGGAGAGCAAAAAUGAAAACAAAACAAAAAGUGUAUGAAUAAAAUAUAGUGUUAAUGUUC
Ooceraea biroi (clonal raider ant) is the source of this 4960-nucleotide messenger RNA. RefSeq lists its product as uncharacterized. NCBI's taxonomy places the organism in Eukaryota, Metazoa, Arthropoda, Insecta, Hymenoptera, Formicidae. Gene Ontology annotation, molecular function: RNA polymerase II complex binding. The record is from RefSeq and is a predicted model, not a curated record. Gene Ontology annotation, biological process: mRNA 3'-end processing.